Molecule: messenger RNA, 1236 nt
Organism: Sclerotinia trifoliorum
Lineage: Eukaryota; Fungi; Ascomycota; Leotiomycetes; Helotiales; Sclerotiniaceae
Source: the annotation of a GenBank genome assembly
CGAGUAGCCACGUUUAGCUUUCAAACAAGGCUACACAUCAAUAAAUCAGAAAGGACCUUCUUGCAAUCAACUAGCCUACAACCAUUUCCCUCUUCUUAAAUACCACGACUUCACCAUGGUUUGUACUUCUCAGAUCCAUGCUCUUAGGAACUCAACCUAACCUUGAUAGAACACUCUUUUCAAUACCGCGCUCAAACAGUCUACCUCCCUUCGUCGAGAUCUCUCCUCUCUUUCUCCACCUGAAUCGCAACCUCUCACUCCAUCUCUCCUUGGUCAAAUAUCCUCGUCUCUUACCUCCUUCUCCCGAACCCUUGAUUCUUACGCUGCGCUUCAGUCUGCCGAAUUAAAUCCUUCCAAGAAAGAGAAAGCCUAUGAACGACUGACAACAUUCCGUUCCGAGCUACAAGAUUAUCGCUCUCAGUUUGCGACUUUGAAGUCCCAAAAUGAACACAAUCAAACUCAGAUAGAUAGGGGCGAACUACUGGGGAGAAGACCACAUCAUACCUCUACACCCGAAAAUCCUUAUGCGAAUACAACAAGUGCGAUCGCGGCUCGGGAUAGCCCAUGGAGAAGAGAAGGUGGACCAGUUGGAAGUGGUAGUCAACUUUCUAUGAAUAGUGGGGAUUAUACUAGGGAAACACAUGCUCUAAGAGAACAAUCUUUCUUUCAGAAUACCCAUAGUGCGUUGGACGAAUACCUAGCUCGGGGCCAAGCAGUUUUAGGUGAUUUAGGGCAACAGCGGGAAAUGUUGAAAGGGACGCAAAAGAGACUGUAUAGCGUGGCCAAUACCUUGGGUGUGUCGGGAGAUACUAUCCGAAUGAUUGAGAGACGUGCGAAGCAGGAUAAGUGGAUAUUUGGAAUUGGGGUAGUCAUAUUUUUUGCUUUCUGUUGGGCUGUCUUACAUUUCCUGAGAUGAGGCCAUCAAUGCGGCAGUGACAUGUUUGUUACGGGAAGAAAUACCUUGGUUUUGUGAAUGUGAGCUUGGGGAUUUGUAUGAACAUUGGGCAAUUGUGGUUUUAUGGGCGUUUGAGCGUGGAGUCUGGAGUAUGGGGGUCACAAAAAGAGGCAGUGGUUCGUAGAACAAUGAGCCUUGGGAUUCGAGUUCGAUGGGGGAAAAUAGGCAUUCAUCAAUACAUCUUCAUUCUAAGCAUAUCCAGCUUCUUUCAAAAGUACACUCGGCUUCUUCGAACCUUACUUCCAAGGCCACGCACAUCUGGUAGCUCGAUCUUCGUUCAU